GCAAAAUAAAAGUGUGAGAGAAUUUGGAUCUGUCGCUUUUUCUUUCGACUUUGUUUUCUUUCACUUUUUUCAUUUGUUCUCUCUUUAACAUGCAAAUUUUAGACUCGGUGUUCAUUGUGACAGGCGGAGCCAGUGGACUUGGUGAACAAGUGGUGCGAACUCUCGUAUCACAUGGCGGCAAUGUGGUGAUCUUGGAUUUGAACGCAGAAAGAGCCAAAAAGUUGGUGGAAGAACUUGGCAGUCAAGUCUACUGUCCUGGUUCGGUCAAUGUUACUUGUGAGGAAAGCGUUACCAAGGCCAUCGAGACGGCUAUGGGCGUGUACAAAGACAUUCCCCUUGUUGGUGCGGUGCUUUGCAGUGGUGUUAUCGUACCGCCAACGAGCCUUCCAGGUUACGGACCCAACGGAAUGUUGACCAGUUAUAAACAGUUUGAGAGCAUCAUGAAGGUCAACGUGCUUGGGAGCUAUAACGUGGCUGAGAAGGUGGUACCUUACAUGAUAAAAAACCAACCUUUCAACGAUGAUGGUGAACGUGGAGUGAUCAUUUCUGUUUCGUCCAUUUUAGGUUUAGACGGAGUUACCGUAGGCUACGGUACAUCCAAAGCGGCGAUUGCGGGUUUAACCUUCCCACUGGCCAACGAACUUGCCCCCUAUGGUAUCCGCGUGAUGUCGAUUGCUCCUAGUGCUUUCGCUACCCCGUUGCUUGACAAGCUGGCAGUAAAGGCCCCCGUAUCCCCCUUCCCCAAGCGUCUUGGGCAGCCAACCGAAUUUGCCGAUCUAGUGAUUCACGUCAUCCAUAAUGUCAUGUUAAAUGGUAGCGUUAUCCGUUUGGAUGGCGCUUUACGAGCCGUCCCCUUUGGAGAGCCAUUGCAAUAAAAAUUUGACAGAUGAAUCAAUAAAAUAAUAAAAUUAAAAAUACCCGAC
Radiomyces spectabilis is the source of this 923-nucleotide messenger RNA. RefSeq lists its product as uncharacterized. Gene Ontology annotation, molecular function: oxidoreductase activity. NCBI's taxonomy places the organism in Eukaryota, Fungi, Mucoromycota, Mucoromycetes, Mucorales, Radiomycetaceae. The transcript is spliced from 7 exons. Bases 90 to 875 code for a protein of 261 amino acids. The record is from RefSeq and is a predicted model, not a curated record.